This is a messenger RNA of Populus euphratica (Euphrates poplar), 2915 nucleotides long. Its product is annotated as small G protein signaling modulator 1. Gene Ontology annotation, biological process: activation of GTPase activity. Lineage: Eukaryota; Viridiplantae; Streptophyta; Magnoliopsida; Malpighiales; Salicaceae. Gene Ontology annotation, molecular function: GTPase activator activity. The coding region runs from base 263 to 2356 and encodes 697 amino acids. The record is from RefSeq and is a predicted model, not a curated record. The transcript has 12 exons.
UUUUUUUUUCUUUUAUUAUUUUCUUCUCUUAAAAAAAAUUCUUCAAGUAAAUGGCGACGGAGGACAACAAGCUCCUCCUCCUCCUCCUCCUCCUCCUCCUUUUCUCUUCUUCUUCGUCAUUUUUAGCGAUCUCAUUUUCAUUCGUCAGUUGUUGAUUUUCUCAGUUACGCGGUGAUGAUAAUUUGGAAGGAUUAAGAAACUACUUCGAGAGAGAAAGAGAGUGAGAGGAAGAGAGAGAGGGGAUUUUUUUUUUUUUUUGUAAAUGUCCGGUGGGGAGAGAGAGGAGAAGCAAUGGAAAUGUGGAAAAGCGAUUGCGGUGGCGAAUUUACAGAGAGUAGGGACAAUGGUGAGGGAUAUAGGAGAGCCUUGUCUUUCACAAUCACCUAUAAAGGUUGUUAUACUUGUAGGAAGAAUGCUUAAGCCGGAGAAGUGGCAAUCGACUUUUGAUAGUAAUGGAAAGGUUUCAAGUUUUCGGAAAGCGCUGAAGUUGAUUGUUUUAGGGGGUGUGGACCCAUCUAUUAGGCCACAAGUUUGGGAGUUUCUACUUGGCUGUUAUACACUGGGAACCACUGCUGAGUACCGGAGGCAGCUGAGGGCAGCACGAAGGGAACGCUACAGAGACCUCAUCGAGCAAUGCCAAAAAAUGCAUUCAAGUAUAGGAACCGGUGCCCUUGCGUUUGCUGUGGGGUCCAAAGUUAUGGAUAUGAGGACACCAUCCAAGGAUGAUGGGAAAGGGGAAGAAGCUACUGUCAAAAGUAGACAAACCUCUGUAGAUGUUACUAACAGCUUAGAGAAUUAUAGCGAUUGGAAUAAUAAUUGUACAGAUACAGCAUGCACGUGUGCAGGGCAAAGUUCUAGUGAUUCUGCUGGACUUGUCAGUGUGAGGGGAAGCUCAGAUAGUGCAGCACAUGAUUCUUCUUGUUUUAUACCUACUUCUGGCCCACUCAAUAGUAGUUCUCCAAAAAGAGGUGGAGAGGCUCAUGGAUCAGAGUAUGUAGUGGAGAGUUAUUUUGAUUUUCCACCUUUACCUGUCACGAAUUUGUUUGAGAAGAGAGAAGAUAAGAAAGAAAGUGGUGCGCUUGAUGACAAACCACGUACACAAAGAAAAUUGAGAUUUCAAGAUGACAGGAUGCACAGUUUUCAAAUUAAUAAUAAUGUAGAUUUAAUUAUUGAAUCCAGUGGGGAAACAUCUAACCAUGCUUCACCUCAGAAGAAAUCUGAAAUUGAAUUAGUUCAACAAGAGGACCAUGAACCAGCAUUACAGUCCAAUAAUCUUGGUAAUGAGAAAGAAAUAGUGGACAAAUUGAGAAUAGCUGAUGUUCCUGAGACACCAUUGUUAAAUGGAACAACAUCUAAUGGAGGGGUUGCUGGUGAGAACAGAGUGUCUGAAUGGCUCUGGACAUUGCAUCGAAUAGUUGUUGAUGUUGUAAGAACAGAUAGUCAUCUUGAAUUCUAUGAGGAUAAAAGAAAUUUAGCUAGGAUGUCUGACAUCCUUGCUGUCUAUGCAUGGGUUGAUCCAGCCACUGGUUAUUGUCAAGGUAUGAGCGAUCUGCUGUCUCCUUUUGUUGUUCUCUUUGAGGACAAUGCUGAUGCAUUUUGGUGCUUUGAGAUGCUUCUACGGAGAAUGCGUGAAAAUUUUCAGAUGGAAGGACCAACUGGGGUCAUGAAACAGUUGCAAGCAUUGUGGCACAUCUUGGAACUCACAGACAAAGAAAUGUUUGCACAUCUAUCACGUAUUGGUGCUGAAAGCCUCCAUUUUGCAUUCCGGAUGCUGAUGGUUCUCUUCCGCCGAGAGUUAUCUUUUAGUGAGGCUCUGCGGAUGUGGGAGAUGAUGUGGGCUGCUGAUUUUGAUGAAUCUGUUGUGUGUGAUCUAGAGGAGAAUUGCCUGGAUGCACUGUUGCUAAAUGUUCCAAGGGAUUGUGAAGGAGAUACAAGGGAAGAAAGCAUUGAAAAUAGUGAUGGUAGUUCAAGGGAUGGUUCACAAUCAAAGCAUGGAAAUGUUGAGCACCCAACGCCUGACAACACUGGAAUGAAAUCCGCAUCAGCUUAUAACUUUUGUGGUUUCACAAAGAACUUUUGGUCAAGAAAUGACCGCAUGCAGAUUACCAAUGCAAUCUCAUCAACUAAGAAUGGGGAUGACGAAUUACCUGUUUUCUGUGUCGCUGCUAUUCUCAUCAUGAACCGGCAAAAGAUAAUCAAAGAAACUCGCUCGAUUGAUGAUAUGAUAAAGAUUUUCAAUGAUAGGCUGCUGAAGAUUCAUGUUAAAAGAUGCAUACGCACAGCGACCAAACUUCGGAAGAAAUAUUUUUACAAGCUGAUCAAAAGCAAGAACCCUGUAGUCCAGAAUGGUGAAUAAGACUGCCAAUUUUAGUAUUCAUUUCACUGACAGAGGCACCAUGUUGGCACUUAGAGCUGGUAGUGGUAGUCUGGGAUGCUGAUUUUGAGUACGGCCUUACAAUGUUUUGUUAUUUGGAUCUUUUAUGAUGGAGUUAUUUAAAGAAAAGUGCUGUUGCCAUUCAAAGAUAUUGUACAGUUGAUUGUACUUGCAUUGUCUCCUUCACAUCUUUGUGAGCAUUCUCCUUUCAUUUUCCUAUCCUCCUUUUGAGGCCAACGGAAAGAUCUGAAGGUGCCAACAAGUUCAUCUUUGGUGCAUCCAGGUUCUUAUCAUUUAACUGCUAUGAUAAUUCUCACAGGUUAGGCAAAGACAAUGUUUUCUUUUCCGUUGAUUUCAUUUUUCCAAGUAUUUAGAGGGCAAAUUAUUAUAAAGAGAAAAGAGAUGUAGAGAGGGAGCAAAUUGUUUUGACAAUUUUGAUUGCCUUGUGCUUUUGUUGAAAGGAGUUCAAAAAAUAAACUAAAAGUUAUUGAAAGUCAUCAACAAUUGCAAUGGUUGAAAUGCUGAAGAUGAGUUCUUAACU